ACAAGACAAUCAAAUCAAAAAAGUGCUACUUUCAUAAAAUUCUCACCUACUUCAACAACAACAUUGAAAGCAAAAGGUAAGGAAAAAAAAUAUGGUGAGGAAGAGACAAGUAGAGGAAGGGGAAGAGGAGAAAGAAAAAAACAUUGAUGGAAAUGGAAACAUGGGUUGGGAUCAGCUGAUGAACACUGAGGCUGCUGCACUUCUUGGUGGGCCCCGGAGAGCUCGCAAACGCUACGUCGGUGUGCGGCAGAGGCCAUCAGGGCGGUGGGUGGCAGAGAUCAAAGACACCAUCCAAAAGAUUAGGGUAUGGUUGGGAACAUUCGACACCGCUGAGCAAGCAGCAAGGGCCUACGAUGAGGCGGCUUGCUUGCUUCGUGGAUCCAACACUCGUACCAAUUUUUGGCCUUGUUCGCCGUCUUCCAAUUCCUCUCCUGCUCUCCCCUCGAAAAUCACAAACCUUCUUCUCCAUAGGCUCAAAGCUCAAAACAAUGCUAGUAGUAGUGCUUCUUCAACUUUCGAUUCUUGUUCUUCGCACGCUAACCAAAUAUUACAGAGUCAGGAAGACAAGCAAUUUGAUAAUUUCUUCAACAACAUGCCCAAUAUUAGUACUACUACUACUACUACUAAUUCCAUAAAUGAAGAAAGUGAAAUUAACAAUUCUAGUAUCAACAUCACUACUACUUGUACUAGUGAUAGUUGCUUGAUCAAUGCAAGUAUUGAAUCAAAUGAAUUCGAGGUACCGGGAGAUAAUAAACGUACCAGUAUUGAUCAUCAUCAACAAGCGAGUGUCGAUGAGCACGAAAUGGGAGGAGAAGACGUUGAUGUUGGGAUCGUGGAUUUUCAUUUUGUGGAUGAUGUUAGAUCUUCUUGCUAUUAUUCGCCAUUUGAGAUUGCGGAAGAGAUGGUGGAGGAGCAGGAGAGUUAUGGUGGGGAAGAGGAGGAGCCAUCUGUGCUAACCGAAGCCAUGAAGAGGAUGAAGUAUGAGCGUAAAUUCUCAGCCUCUCUUUAUGCAUUCAAUGGGAUAUCAGAGUGUUUGAAACUCAAACUUGGAUCAGAAAAUGGAGAGAGGGGUGAAGUAAAGUUGUCCAAACUUGGACAAGAAUGUAGUGACAAUGAUCAAGAUCAAGAGAGAAAGAAUGAGGAAGAAAAUGAAGGCAAUUCGCGAGUGGCAGUACAAGAAGAGGAGGGAAGCCAACAGAAUUCAACUGUAAUAGGUUCUUCUUCUUCUUCUUCAAGUAAUGAAGGAGGUGAAUGGUCACUAUGGAGAUCUCUUGAUCUCCCUCCUAUUGCUAUGUUAUUUAGUGGAUAAAAUGGGUUAGUCCUAAAUCAGUUGUUCUUCCCAUUAGUUGUUUGACAAUUUUUAUGGCAUCCUAGGUGAGACUUGCUGAUUUGCAUCAAGCAACAAAUGAGAUGUAAUUUUAAUUUUCAUACCAAAUUUUUUUUUUAAUAUAUUAGUGAUGACAUAUC
Molecule: messenger RNA, 1467 nt
Organism: Camellia sinensis
Lineage: Eukaryota; Viridiplantae; Streptophyta; Magnoliopsida; Ericales; Theaceae
Biological process (GO): regulation of DNA-templated transcription
Molecular function (GO): DNA binding; DNA-binding transcription factor activity
Source: RefSeq, a predicted model, not a curated record